CAACGUUGUUGUGUACUCUGUACAGGCGUAUCCUUCUUCCUGUGCGGAGUCCCUGGCCGCUUCUUCAUCUCCCUCUGAACCUUCACAUCCAGCAUCACUUGCGGCGCCCUUGGGUUCACCUGGACGCUUGCUUGCACGGGCCUUUCCUGCCCAGCAGCCAGGAACCUCUGCUGCUGGUCAAAUCCUCGUGGGUCGAGGCCGCUGGACCCAAACCCAAAACCAAAGUGCUUGCUGCUGCAGCUGCAUGAACACACGCUCCUGUCCAUGUCGGCCAAAGGUGCCUCCUCCAGCCCCCCAGCAGGAGCCGCAGUUACUCCUAACGGCACACGGUUCAACCAUUCCGUCUUUUAUGCUUAUCCCAUCACCUUUAUAGCCCUCGCUACCCUUCUCUUGCCCACCUAAUAAGCCCAACAGCUCUCUGUGUCCUCCUAGUGCCCAUUCAUUGUCUGGUUGGCUCCGGCCCACUGAUACUACAGCAUUAGCCAUUCAGCCGGGACUUCUCCCACCAAGUACUCCUUGGUCUGCGUGCUUUCUGGCCCUUGCCGGCGACCCUCGACCCAGCCUAGAGCAGAGUGGUCCAGGCUCAGGCUCAAGCCGUGGCGCCCUACCCCUUUCAAACGAAAAUAACACCACCACACUACUACCCGCGGGCCGUACUUGAGUCGUGGAGUUGUCGAGAAAGUAGGGCACCGGGGUCACCCAGGCAUUACCCACCGUCUUUGAUGAGGUAUCAGGUACAUGCUCCCGAUCGCACCCAUCGCCCUUGCGGCUGCCCGUGCAGGCCCUGUUCUACUUUUCGGAUUCUGCCCUGACAUUUCUCCGUCCAGCCUGGCAGCCCUGGCGGUACCUGUGAUAUUGGAUCCACCCGUGUUGUACUAAAGUACAAGGGCUCCUCUCCCCCAUAGGGGUUGACCUUGUUGCAGCCACGGCUAUUUCUAAACUCCAUGCAGACCGGGGGACCUGUCACUCCCAGCAGUACCUUGAAAAUCAGCCAACCCCGCCGGCUCCAUCAGGUUUGAGACCCUCGAAUUGUAUACAUUACAGCCCGCGGUCCAGUCCUCAGGGCUAGCUUCACAUACUCCCUGUUGGCUUCUACUUUCGUCUCUUCUUGGGAGGAUCCUAUAAACACCAGCUCGGCCGUCGUUCUCGGCAGAUACAUGUCGUUGGAUACCCACCUCGAUCUCCUUGACGACCUGAUAGUUCUCUCCAUCUCACCGCACUUGCGUGUGUCACGACUUUGUUGCUGGGCACUUCUCUCUCUUCCUGCUAGCCAUCUCUGUUGAACACAAAAAACCGGCAGGCUUGUAAUCUCGAGGACAGACUUGAGUGCCCUCAAUACACCCACCCGGCUUGCUCGACAGACUCCUACAGGACGUACUCAAUCUACGCAGUCUGCAACGUGGAGCGACCGUUGACGACCAAUCUUUUUGGAUACUUCUUGUGGAAUUCACCAUAAUCGGUCGAGCCAGUCAGAUAUACCGCCCUUGGCCGAAGUCAAACACGGUCUAUCAUCUACAGCUGGCCUUUUGUUAUUCUAUCCUUUGCUUCCACGUCGACUAGCGGACACAUUCUCUGAGCGUUGACACGCCCCUUCAGUUGACCUGACUCUCGUUUGUGGCGCAGCCUCUUCACACUCGCUUCUCUGGGACUCAGACCAGUGGUCCGGCACUGACGACACAACACUCGUCGUCCCCCACAGACAAAAGAAGGCGUUUUCCCCGGAUCACCCUCAGACGCCCUUCCAAAUGCUUGUUACCCGGCAACGCGAUUCCGAGAAAAGCCACUGGUCAACAAGCAAAUACGAGAGCUUCUACCACAGGUCCGAAGCUAGUCCACGCAUGUCGAACAAUUUUGACGCUCCUUUGUCGACACAGUCUGACUGGCAGGGACAGCAGUACUCGUAUAUCCCUCCUGGGGAGAGCUCCGUCUUUGCACAGUCCUAUGGUCAUGGAACAGCGUCCGGUGGCAACUCCGAGUCCCAGGCACACCCGCGCAGUGCCUCCGAGGCUAGCAGCUCCAUGGAUAUAGAGCCCAAGACGGAGCCGAACACGCUGAGUCCGCCUCUGAGUCUGCGACGUGGCACAGACCCCUUGGGUCUGCAUCAACAGAGACAACCAUCACCAAUCGCGGAGCAAUCAGAAACUCAGGGUGAUGUAUACGCACAGAGGGCGUCAGACUCUGUGAAAGAGGAGUCAGUGGCCUCGACAGACACUCCCGGGAUGUCGCUCUCCUCAAAUCCAGUGAGCUCGGUCUCCUCUGCUGGUCAGGGUGCGGAAAUGCCAGCCAGCCAGUCUGGUCAGGAGGAACAGGUACCCAAGCAGGAGGACGACGACGAAGUGAUUGACGAGGAUGACAUGGUCGACGGCGACACCGAAGCAGCACUGCAGCAAAUGACACCUGCCGAGAGAACCGCAGCGCGGAGAAAGAUGAAGAGAUUCAGACUCACUCACCAGCAAACACGAUUCCUGAUGAGCGAGUUCGCGAAGCAACCACACCCUGAUGCUGCGCACAGGGAACGACUAUCGAGGGAAAUCCCAGGACUGAGUCCCCGCCAGGUGCAAGUCUGGUUCCAGAACAGGCGAGCAAAGAUCAAGCGCCUCACAGCCGACGACAGAGAGCGCAUGAUCAAGAUGAGGGCUGUGCCUGACGACUUCGACAAUGUCCAAGCCCUUCAUUCGCCAUAUGGAGCCGUACAUGGGCUCGGUACCCCAAUGGCAUCUCCUGUUGGCUUUGGUCCGGGCCCCUACCCGGAUCACCUCAUGAGGGGCCCACUGGUGGUGGACGUCCGACGAGCCGAGGGUGGUGAGCACAUGUCUUCGAGCGGGCUGAGUCCAGCUUUUGGAAACAUAGGGUUCAACACCUCUGCAUCCAUGAGCAAUCCGGACUUGUUGACUCCCAUGUCUCAGGAUUCCAGCGACCGUUAUGACUACUCGAACCACUUGACGCCCCUGAGCGCCGGGCCCAGGACGUCUAACCCUUUUGCCAGACAGGGCAGCAUGGAGACGGGCUUGACCGUCCCGAACCACCACUCGAGGCAGCAAAUGAGACCUCUUCAACCACUACAGCUCCGGGAGACACUCACCCGAUCCAGGUCCGACAACCUUCAGUCACCACUCCGGUCGAGCAUGUCCUGGAAAGGCGAUUCGAUCGACUACUCGUCCUACCAUCCCGCAGCAGCAAGCCCAACACCUCUGAGUGGGCGACAGCAGUCGGUCUAUCAGCCUUCAGAGGGGCUCGGUGGCUCUCCCUCGACCACUUUGGGGGGCUACGAAUCGAGCACCUAUGCUGGUUCAUCUGUCACCUCACCAACACACAUGUCCUACCCGAACUUCCAGGCCAGCUCUUUCCAAAACUCUCAGAAUCGAUCCCGCCUGCGCGCCUCGUCUGCGACCCUCCCGCUCGGCCUCGAUCUGAGCGCCCAGCGGUCGUACUCCGCUUCCCACCAUGCCCUUCGCUCAGCAACGUCACCAACGCAUCGCCAUGCCGCGGUUACUUCUGCGCCAUACUCCACCGGUUUCCCUACCGCGCCUCUGACAGCGCCGAGCGACUUUUCUCUGCCAAGGACGCCAGGGUUCCCGACAAGAACACAUGACUAUUCGAUGCCGCAGAUGAGCGCGCCGAUCGCGCCGCCCAACGACUUCUCGCAGGCUUUCCACGCCAGCAUGGGCUCGGGCCACAGCUCGAGGACACCAAUGCGGGACCAAUUCGGAGGCGGAGGCCCCCUGGGCGACAGGAGUGGUGAUGACUACGGAGGACCCGGGGGCGAGCUGAAGAGGAAGAGGAGUUUCACGAUCCCACAAGGCAGCUCAGCGCAUUGAGGAAAUUUGCGACGGAAGGACGGAGCUGUGGUCAAACUCGACACAGACAUGGGUCUGCCAGCGCCACAAUGAAACACGGGGCUGCGAGCCAGGCUAUCAAGUGGUUCCAUGGCAUGCUCCAGGACACAAUCUACAUUUGAAGCAACACGUCCAUAUUUACCUGGUCUGAAAUUGUUUCCUUAUGACGCCGACUUUGCCAGCAAGCCUCUGGAACGGCCGGGAGUUGAGCGACCCGCGCUGCAGUGCUUUGCGAGAUGGAACAGAGGGCAACCCCAGGAGCCUGGCCGGCUAGGAUCUACGAGACACGCUUUUUUUUGUCAACAACAUGGGCCACAAGCGGACAGGUUGGAGUGGGCAGUCUACGGCUGAGGCUACGGCGCAUGGCAUCACACUUUUUUCAACCGACAUCGAAGCAAAGCAUUCGGUCAAAACAAACUGGGUACGGGGUGGUCAGGGGUUCGUGGGGCAAUGGUAACAGGCAACAGGGGGGGUGUUUCUCUCUCUCUCUCUUCGGAACUUCGG
This is a messenger RNA of Diaporthe batatas, 4340 nucleotides long. RefSeq lists its product as uncharacterized. Gene Ontology annotation, biological process: regulation of transcription by RNA polymerase II. Gene Ontology annotation, molecular function: RNA polymerase II transcription regulatory region sequence-specific DNA binding; DNA-binding transcription factor activity, RNA polymerase II-specific. The transcript is spliced from 4 exons. The record is from RefSeq and is a predicted model, not a curated record. The coding region runs from base 1746 to 3818 and encodes 690 amino acids. NCBI's taxonomy places the organism in Eukaryota, Fungi, Ascomycota, Sordariomycetes, Diaporthales, Diaporthaceae.